AUGGGGUACUCAGAUAUCGAAAAGCAAGCUGCUGUAAGCAAGGAGGUCAAUGCGGGGACAUCGCAAUCAUCCUCAAGAUCACUAGAUUUUAGCUCUUCAGCCAGCGAUGACCGAAACUCACAUUGGCAAAGAUUUAUCGACUCAUUUAAACCUAUAGACUUGGAAGAAGAUGGAAUUGAUACCACCAAUUUAUCCCCUAUGGAAAAGUCUAUCCUAGCAUCGGCAAAGCAUCCCUUGGCUAGACGAUUAAAAUCGAGGCAUUUACAAAUGAUUGCCAUUGGUGGUAGUAUCGGAACGGGGUUGUUUGUUGGUAGUGGAUACGCUUUGGCCAAUGGUGGUCCUGGGGCUGUAUUAAUAGGGUAUGUCAUAGUGGGUUAUGCCCUUUUAACAGUAGUCAAUGCCCUUGGUGAGCUAUCUGUGCAAUUCCCAGUUAGUGGAUCUUUCAAUGCAUUCUUUACUAGGUUUGUUGACCCAUCAUGGGGAUUCUGCUUGGCGUUGAUGUAUUAUGUGAGUUGGGCAAUUUCGUACCCGUCAGAAAUUAUCGCAGCAGCAAUGACAAUUCAAUUUUGGAAUACCUCAAUUAGUCCCGCCGUGUGGGUCGCAAUCAUAUGGGUUGUCAUUUCCUCAAUCAAUUUAUUUGGUGUUAAAGGAUAUGGUGAAGUUGAGUUUGUCUUGUCAAUUAUCAAAGUUUUGGCAGUAAUUGGCUUUCUUAUAUUGGGAAUCUGUAUCACCUGUGGUGUCGGUGAUCAAGGAUACAUUGGUGGGAAAUAUUGGCACAAUCCUGGUGCAUUCAACCACGGAUUCAAAGGAGUUUGCUCUGUUUUCAUCAGUGCUGCGUUUUCAUUUGGUGGUAUUGAGUUGGUGGCUUUAGCUGCUGCAGAAACCGAAAAUCCACGCAAGGCACUCCCCAAAGCAACAAAGCAAGUAUUUUGGCGGGUAACCAUUUUUUACUUGUUGACUUCAAUUGUAAUUGGCUGUUUAGUUCCAUAUACAAACACAGAUUUAUUAGAUGGGGAAGGUAUAGCUGCAUCGCCAUUUGUUAUUGCUAUAAAUCAAGGCGGAAUCAAAGUUGUGCCACACAUCAUGAAUGCAGUGAUAAUUGUUGCUGUGAUCUCAGUGGGGAACUCCUCCGUGUAUGGAGCUUCACGUACAAUGGCAUCUUUAGCAGCACAAGGAUUAAUACCGGAAGUGUUUGGGUACAUAGAUCGACAAGGAAGACCAUUAGUUGCUAUUGGUAUCACCACCCUCAUUGGCCUAUUAGGAUUCCUCGUGGUGAAUGAAAACGAAGGAGCUGUGUUUACCUGGUUCUUUUCAGUUUGUUCUUUGGCAUCUUUCUUCAUAUGGGGGUUUAUCAACUUGACCCACUUGAGAUGGAGAUGGGCGUUAUACGCCCAAGGAAGAUCCAAAGAUGAAAUUAUCUUUAGAUCCCCAUUGGGCACAUUUGGAUCUUGGACAGGAAUGGCAUUAUUGAUAUUCAUUAUUGCUGUAUUGAUUUGGGUAAGUAUAUUCCCCAUCGGUGAAAGUGGUGCUGAUGUAGUCACAUUUUGGCAAAAUUGUUUAUCGUUACCACUCAUUGUUGUAAUCUUUGUUGCUCAUAAAACCUAUCACAAAACAUGGAACCAUUUGUGGGUGAAAUUGGAUCAGAUAGAUUUGGAUACUGGUAGACGUGAGAUCAAUAUUGAAGUGUUGAAGCAGGAAAUAGCUGAUGAAAAGCAAGACCUUUCAGAGGCUCCUAUUUGGUAUAGAGUUUAUAGAUUUUUUUGUUAG
Molecule: messenger RNA, 1767 nt
Organism: Lodderomyces parapsilosis
Lineage: Eukaryota; Fungi; Ascomycota; Pichiomycetes; Serinales; Debaryomycetaceae
Gene: GAP4
Product: Gap4p
Exons: 1
Coding region: 1-1767 (588 amino acids)
Biological process (GO): amino acid transmembrane transport
Cellular component (GO): membrane
Molecular function (GO): amino acid transmembrane transporter activity
Source: RefSeq, a predicted model, not a curated record